Anisakis simplex (herring worm) is the source of this 423-nucleotide messenger RNA. The record is from the annotation of a GenBank genome assembly. Lineage: Eukaryota; Metazoa; Nematoda; Chromadorea; Rhabditida; Anisakidae.
CAACAGAUGGCGGAUAUUUUAGCGCUUUCGAAAGUUCCUGCUAAUCUGUUGAUUGAAUCCGAGCAAAAAACGCGAAAACAUGAGGAUUUCGAUGACGAGUCAAGGUUCACCAAUGUAUCCGUUCAGAAAAAAGAUCUUGAAGCACCGAAACGCUCGGGUGAACAGUGUGGAGAUCAUGAGCUUUUGAGCGAGCACUCGAGAAUGGUAAAAACUGUAGCAAAUGCUGUUGAUGAACGAAGAGCACUCUGCGGGAAUGCGCAUGCUGAACAUAUGAUAAGAGAACUCUACACGGCCGCACAGAUCAACCGCGGUCCACCGGGUGUGUCGAGUGGCUCUCGUUUGCAUUGGGAUGUUUUGUUGGGACGAGAUGAAACUCUGGACGCUGCUGACUAUUUGAAUUUUGAAGCAGACGCGAAAUUUUGA